AUGUAUUCAUCGAUUAUACGAACUCUAUAUUGGGGUUACUGGGCUAAUAUUAUAUAUAUUAUUGGUAUGAUAGGAUAUUUAAUAAUCGAUACAAUUAGUUAUAUGUAUAUAUCACUCAAUACGAUAUUUUCAUUUAUUAUUUAUUUAUUACUUGCUAUUGUUUUUGUAAUCGAUGCAAUUUUAUAUACAAUUGAUUGGUAUAUGUAUGCUGUAAAAUUACGAAAAAAUAAAGAUCAACCAAUACAAUAUCAAUCUGAAUUUUUAGCAUGUAUUUUUCAACAUCUUGGUAGUAUAUUUUAUUUCAUUGGUGCUAUUUUAGCUUUUAAUAAAAUUUAUUUAAUAAAAAAAUUAUUAUUUAAUCUUCUGGGUAUUUUUUCAUUUUUAAUUGAAUCUAUAUUUACUUUACUUGGUUGGAUAAUACUAUUUCGAAGAAAACUUUCAAAAACCAAUUGUAGUCUUCAAAAUAUUUAUAUAUGGGCACAUACAUUGAAUAUUAUUGCUAAUCUAAUAUAUUUAUGUGCAACAAUAUUAGCAUAUUAUUUUUAUAGAAAUGACAAGAUGAUGAAUUCAACAAUUGUACUUGUAUUACAAAUAUUCGGUGAUAUUGUCUAUCUAAUCGAUGCUUAUCUUUAUCAUGAAUGUUGGCAACGAGAUAAAGAAGAAUUUGAUGUUGUAACAGAACAACAAAGUUUAAAUAAAUUUUAUUUAGAAAAAUUUGUUCAUCAAAGUAAAACUAAUGAAAAUAAAUAA
Messenger RNA from Rotaria sp. Silwood1, 750 nucleotides. The record is from the annotation of a GenBank genome assembly. Lineage: Eukaryota; Metazoa; Rotifera; Eurotatoria; Philodinida; Philodinidae.